AUGACAUCUAUGGUUGCUCCUUCACAUAAAGUGAAAACCAAAGGUGCCCAGAAGACUAAAUUUGUACGUCAAGAGAGGUCUACGAAACGUGACCCAUCAUAUUUUGAGCACGUUGACACUUUUCAUUCAAGGACAGAGCCUUCAUCACAAAAAUCACAAGUCAAAUCGAAGCCAAAAGAAGUUGUGCGAAGACCGGUACCGAUGUUAAAUCAAUUUCAUCUGAUUUGUCAUCCAUACAUUGUCGAUGUUGUUGAUGUUGUUGCCGAUGGUCAUUGCGGUUAUCGAUGCAUUGCUGCUUUGUUGGGUCUAGGUGAAGAGGCAUGGCCUGUUAUACGACAUGACCUUUAUCAAGAACUAACUCAGUGGCAUGAUGAAUACGCAAAAUUAGUAGGAAGCUAUGAUUGA
Molecule: messenger RNA, 405 nt
Organism: Vigna umbellata (rice bean)
Lineage: Eukaryota; Viridiplantae; Streptophyta; Magnoliopsida; Fabales; Fabaceae
Source: RefSeq, a predicted model, not a curated record